This is a messenger RNA of Labeo rohita (rohu), 7755 nucleotides long. RefSeq names its product glutamate receptor, metabotropic 6b (gene grm6b). The record is from RefSeq and is a predicted model, not a curated record. The coding region runs from base 397 to 3111 and encodes 904 amino acids. Gene Ontology annotation, cellular component: membrane. Gene Ontology annotation, biological process: regulation of synaptic transmission, glutamatergic; G protein-coupled glutamate receptor signaling pathway. Lineage: Eukaryota; Metazoa; Chordata; Actinopteri; Cypriniformes; Cyprinidae. The transcript has 11 exons. Gene Ontology annotation, molecular function: adenylate cyclase inhibiting G protein-coupled glutamate receptor activity.
AAGUGAGAGAGAGAGACAGAAAGGGAGAGAGAGGGAAAGAGACAGACUGAGGGGGCUUUUAAAGGAUUUGACUGAUUUGUAGAAUCACAGUUGUGGAAUGUUUGGGCAUUUCCACCUUUUCCCGCGUUUUUUAUUUUACUAUAGCUCUGAAUACUUUCUACGUUAUGAUCUUAUCUUAAUCAGAAUAAUCUUUAGACUGUCGUGUGUGAAGACUGUGGCCAUUUAAAGAUGAGAGCUGAAGACUCGGAUGUUGGGGACGUUUGCUGUCGUGCUUCAAAACCAUCCAACUUCAGUUCCAGAUGGGCGCACAAUGGCAUCAGCAGCAGUCGGAGACACAGGUAGAGAAGAAAGCAUUGUGCUGUAGUAGAAGAACCAGCCACUUGCGUGGCAGCAACUAUGACAUCACAGCACCACACAUCAUCACUAUGUCAUCACCGCAGAAUCAGCGGGGCGCCCGGACAGCAUGUGGGCUCACUGGUUCACGUCAUGUGGAUACUGAUGAUGGGAUUUACUCCAGAAACCUGGGCCUCCUCAGAAACUCAACCUCAUUCCAUAAAGAUCGAGGGUGACAUCACUCUGGGAGGCCUUUUUCCGGUGCAUUCCAGGGGCCCUGCUGGUGUCCCAUGUGGGGAAAUUAAAAAGGAGAAGGGGAUCCAUCGUAUGGAGGCCAUGUUGUAUGCACUGGACCAGAUUAACAGCGACCCAGACCUGCUGCCUAACAUCACCCUGGGUGCCAGGAUACUGGACACGUGCUCCAGGGAUACGUACGCACUGGAACAGUCCCUCACCUUUGUGCAGGCCCUCAUCCAGAAGGACAACUCAGAUGUUCGAUGUUCCAAUGGGGAACCACCCAUCAUCCCAAAACCAGAGCGCGUGGUAGGGGUCAUCGGGGCUUCGGCCAGCUCAGUGUCCAUAAUGGUGGCCAAUGUUCUUCGUCUAUUUGCGAUACCUCAGAUCAGUUAUGCAUCAACAGCACCUGAGCUUAGUGACAACAAUCGCUACGACUUUUUCUCCCGAGUCGUGCCGCCUGAUUCCUUCCAAGCCCAGGCGAUGGUGGAUAUCGUCAAAGCCAUGGGGUGGAACUAUGUUUCUACUCUGGCAUCAGAGGGGAAUUAUGGAGAGAGUGGUGUAGAUGCUUUCAUCCAGAUAUCAAGGGAAGCAGGAGGUCUUUGCAUCGCACAGUCCAUUAAAAUUCCUAGGGAGCCGAGACCAGGAGAGUUUGACAAGAUCAUCAAAAGGCUAAUGGAGACAUCCAAUGCCAGAGGGGUUAUUAUCUUCGCUAAUGAAGAUGACAUCAAGCGCGUCCUGGAAGCAGCAAAAAGAGCCAAUCUUACAGGACACUUUUUGUUUGUGGGAUCUGAUAGCUGGGGAGCAAAAAACUCACCCAUUCUAAACCUGGAAGAUGUGGCUGAGGGUGCGGUUACUAUCCUCCCCAAGCGGGCAUCCAUUGAGGGGUUCGACCAGUACUUCACAACAAGAUCGCUGGAAAACAACAGGAGGAACAUCUGGUUCGCUGAGUUCUGGGAGGAUGACUUCAAAUGCAAACUGACACGGCCUGGAAUCCGAGGCGACAGCGGGCUUAGGAAAUGCACAGGAGAAGAACGAAUCAGCCGGGAUUCGGUGUACGAGCAGGAAGGAAAGGUGCAGUUUGUGAUUGACGCCGUGUACGCCAUGGCCCACGCACUCCAUAGCAUGCACAUAGACCUCUGUCCGGGUUCAAUGGGCGUCUGUGACAAAAUGGACCCGGUGGAUGGAAGAAUGCUGCUGAGUUAUAUCCGCGCAGUCAAUUUUAAUGGCAGCGCUGGGACAGGUGUGAUGUUUAAUGAAAACGGUGACGCCCCAGGACGAUACGAUAUCUUCCAGUACCAGCUUUCCAAUACCACCAACCCGGGAUAUAAAAUCAUAGGCCAGUGGACCAACCACUUACGACUCAAUGCUGAGGACAUGCAGUGGUCUGCAGGGGAUAAACUGGUUCCAGACUCGGUUUGCAGCUUCCCCUGCGAGUCUGGGGAGAGGAAGAGGAUGGUGAAGGGUGUGCCGUGCUGCUGGCACUGUGAGCUGUGUGACGGCUAUCAGUACCUCCUGGAUGAGUUUAACUGCGAUAUGUGCCCCUUUGAUAUGAGGCCCACCCCUAACCGCACAGGCUGCCGUCCCACUCCCAUCAUCAAGCUGGAGUGGAGCUCCCCGUGGGCCAUUAUUCCCGUAUUUCUGGCAGUGCUGGGCAUUCUUGCUACAUCAGGAGUCAUCAUCACCUUCAUCCGCUUCAACGACACCCCCAUAGUCCGCGCUUCGGGCCGAGAGCUCAGCUAUGUUCUCCUGACGGGCAUCUUCCUCAUCUAUCUCAUCACCUUCCUCAUGAUCGCUGAGCCGAGCACAGUGGUGUGUGCGUUUCGCAGGUUGUUUUUGGGGCUGGGCAUGUGCAUCAGUUACUCUGCCAUGCUUACCAAAACCAAUCGGAUCUACAGGAUCUUUGAGCAAGGAAAGAAGUCAGUCACACCACCAAAAUUUAUCAGCCCCACGUCCCAGCUGAUCAUCACAUUUAUUUUGAUCUCAGUGCAGCUCCUAGGUAUUUUCAUUUGGUUUGGAGUGGUUCCCCCUCACACAAAUGUUGACUUUGAUGAGCUACGUCCCCCCAACCCCGAGUACGCACGUGGAAUCCUGAAAUGUGAUAUGUCAGAUCUGUCUCUGAUUGGCUGUCUGAGCUACAGUAUGGUGCUGAUGGUCACAUGUACAGUCUACGCCAUUAAGAGCAGAGGGGUUCCUGAGACCUUCAACGAGGCCAAACCCAUCGGCUUCACCAUGUACACCACCUGCAUCAUCUGGUUGGCCUUUGUGCCCAUAUUUUUCGGCACGUCCCAAUCCACAGAAAAGAUGUUCAUUCAGACCACCACGCUGACCGUGUCCAUGAGCUUGAGCGCCACGGUGUCCCUGGGCAUGCUGUACAUCCCCAAAGUCUAUGUCAUCAUCUUCCACCCAGAGCAGAACGUUCAGAAACGCAAGCGCAGCUUCAAAGCCGUGGUCCAGGCAGCCACCGUUUCCACUCAUCUCUCACAGAAAUCCAGCGAGAAGCACAACGGAGAGACCAAAGUUGAACCAGAUAGGUCCCAAUGAAGACCAGGAGGUAAAAAAAAUUUUGUUUAGGGUGUGCAUAUGUCAUAUUCACAUAUGUAACAGAGAUAUGCUAUCUGUUUCCGCCACUGAAUUAAAAAAGAGAUUAUUGUGACUUUUUAUCUUACAAUUCUGACUUUUUUCUCACAAUUGCAAGUUAACAUCUUGCAAUUCUUACUUUUUUUUUGAAAAUUGUGAGAUAUGAACUCACAACUGCAAGUUAAAAAGUCAGAAUUUCCUAGAUAUAAACUCGCAAUUCUGAGAAAAUAAGUCAGUCGUUCUGACUUCAUUUUGCAGUCCUGACUUUUCUCAGAAUUGUGAUAUAAACAAACAGUUGCGAGUUAUGAAGUCAGUAUUGCAUGAUAUAAACCCACAAUUCUUACUUUUUUUCUGACAGGUGUGAGAUAUAACCUUGCAAAUGCAAGUUAAAAAGUCAGAAUUGUAAGAUAUAAAUUCACAGUUGAAAAUAAGUCAGAAGUUCUAACUUCAUUUCGCAGUCUUGACUUUUUUCUCAGAAUUUCUCACAGUUGUGAGAUAUGAAGUCAGUAUUGCAAUUCUUGCAAUUCUGACUGUAUAACUUGCAAUUGUGAGUUUAUAUCAUGUAAUUCUGAGAUAAAAAGUCAGAAUUGGAAGUUUAUCUCACAAUUCUGACUUUAUAACUCGCAGUUGUGAGUUUAGAUUUCACAAUUCUGACUUUUUUCUCAGAAUUAUGUGAUGUAAACUUAUAAUUGUGACUUAUGAAGUCAGAAUAGUGGGAUAUAGACUUGCAAUUCUAAGAAAUGAAGUGGCAAAUAAAGUCAGUAUUGCAAGAUACUCACAAUUCUUUUUCUCAGAAUUGUUUUCAUAUCUCAUGAUUUUUGACUGUUUUUCUCAGAAUUGUAAGUUUAUAUCUCAGAAUUCUGUAAUUGCGAGUUAUUAAGUCAGAAGUGUCAGAUAUAAACUUAAUUCUCAGAAUAUAUCAGUCUUUUUUUCUCCUCAGAAUUGGACUUUAUAUCUCAAAAUAAUUUGGAGAAAAAAAAAAAUUGUGCUAAAAAAGUCAGAAUUGCGACAUAUGUAUCAGAAAUUCUGACUUCAUUUUGCAGUCCUGACUUUUAUUCUCAGAAUUGUUGAUAUAAACUCACAGUUGCGAGUUAUGAAAUCAGUAUUGCAUGAUAUAAACUCGCAAUUCUGACUUUUUUCUCACAGUUGUUAGAUAUAAACUCGCAACUGAAAGUUAAAAAGUCAGAAUUGCAACAUAUAAACUCUGAGAAAAUAAGUCAGAAGUUCUGACUUUAUUUUGCAGUCCUGACUUUUUUCUCAGUAUUGCAUGAUAUAAACUUACAAUUCUGAGAACAUAUUAGUCUUUUUCCCUCUCAGAAUUGGAAUCUCAAAAUUCAGAAUAAAGUCAGAAAUGCGCAAAAAAAAAAAAAAAAAUCAGAAUUGUUAGAUAUAAACUUGCAUUGGCGAGAAAAAAGUCUGUUUUUAUCUUGAAAUUCUGACUUUAUUUCUUGCAAUUGAGAGUUUAUAUCCCGCUAUUCUGAGAAAUAAAGUCAGAAUUGGAAGUUUAUCUCAUUAAUCUGACUUUAUAACUUACAAUUGCAAGUUUAGAUUUUACAAUUCUUACUUUUUUCUGCAAGUUAAGUCAAAGUGUUAGAUAUAAACUCACAAUUCUGAGAACAUAUCAGUCUUUUUUCCCCCCUCAGAAUUAGACUUUAAUAAUUCAAAAUAAACCUCAAAAUAAUUCUGAGAAACAAGUAAGUCAGUAUUGCAAGAUACAAUUCUGACUUUUUUCUAAGAAUUGUGACUUUAUAUCUUGUGAUUUUGACUGUUUUUUUUUUUUUUUUCAGAAUAGCUAGUUUAUAUCUCACAAUUCUGCAAUUGUGAGUUAAGUCAAAGUGUUAGAUAUAAACUCACAAUUCUGAGAACAUAUCAGUCUUUUUUCCCCCUCAGAAUUAGACUUUAUACCUCAAAAUAAUUCUGAGAAAAAAAGAAUUGUGUGAAAAAAGUCAGAAUUGCGAGAUAUAAACCCGCAUUUGUGAGAACGUUUUUUUUAUCUUGCAAUUCUGACUUUAUUUCUCACAAUUGAGAGUUUAUAUCCUGCUAUUCUAACUUCAUAACGCGCAAUUGCAAGUUUAGAUUUCACAAUUCUGACUUUUUUCUCAGAAUUCUGUGAUAUAAACUAACAAUUGUGACUUAUAAAGUCAGAGGAGCGGGAUAUAACCUUGCAAUUCUAAUAAAUUAAGUCGCAAAUAAAUUCAGUAUUGCAAGAUACUCACAAUUUUGACUUUUUUUCUCAGAAUUGUGACUUUAUAUCUCACGAUUUUGACUGUUUUUCCCCAGAAUUGCGAGUUUAUCUCACAAUUCUGCAAAUGCUAGUUUUUAGGUUAGAAGUGUUAGAUAUAAACUCACAAUUCUGAGAACAUAUCAGUCUUUUCCCCCCUUAGAUUUGGACUUUAUAUCUCACAAUAAUUCUGAGGAAAAAAAGAAUUGUGCAAAAAAAGUCAGAAUUGUGAGAUAUAAACUUGCAAUUCUGAGAAAAUAGGUCAGAGGUUCUGACUUCAUUUUGCUCUUAGAAUUGGGAUUUAUAUCUCAAAAUUCAGAGAAAAAAGUCAGAAUUGUGCAAACUGACUUUAUUUCUCGUGACUGUGAGUUUAUAUCUCGCUAUUCUGACUAUAACUUGCAAUUGUGAAUUUAUAUCAUGCAGUUCUGAGAAAAAAAGUCAGAAUUGGAAGUUUAUCUCACAAUUGUGCGAUAUAAACUUACAACUGUGACUUAUUAAGUCAGAGUAGUGGGAUAUAAACUCACAAUUCUAAAAAAUGAAGAUGCGAACAAAUUCAGUAUUGCAAGAUACUCACAAUUCUGACUUUUUUUCUCAGAAUUGCGACUUUAUAUAUCAUGAUUUUUACUGUUUUUCUCAAAAUUGUAAGUUUAUAUCUCACAAUUCUGUAGUUGCAGUGUUAGAUAAAAACUUACAAUUCUGAGAACAUAUCAGUCUUUUUUCCCCUCAAAAUUGGACUGUAUAUCUCCAAAUAAUUCUGAGAAAAAAAUAAUUGUGCGAAAAAGUCAGAAUAGCAAGAUAUAAACUCGCAUUUGUCCGAAAAAAAGUCUGAAUUGUGAGUAUCUUGCAAUACUGAAUUUGUUUGCAUCUUCAUUUUUUGCGAUUCUGACUUUUUUUUCCACAAUUAGGAGUUUAUAUUCCACUAUUCUGCCUUUAUAACUUGCAAUUUUGAGAAAAAAAGUUGGGGAGUUUAUACCUCACAAUUCUAACUUUAUCUCACAAGAAAGAGAAGUCAGAAUUGUGAGAUAAUUGUGGUGGAAACGGGCUUCCAUACUAUUUGUGUUCAGGCCUGUGUACAUCCUAAUGAAGUAGUCUGAGAAAUAGUGAAGGCAAUCUGCUGCUUGCUAAAUCAUUUAUUUUGCAACCUCUAAUGGACAAGGAUUUCCAGAGCAUGUGUUAUUAUUUCUAAUAUCUGCAACAAUACAAGAGUCUGGGUGAGAAAAACACUUAUGUAAUGUACUGUAUAAAUGAAUAGAAUAUGAUAUGUACAGAAAUUAAAGGAUCAAUUGAUUCUUUGUGAUGUGGAACUCUCACAUCAGCUUUGAGUCUGGAAGAAUUUGUCCCCUUUAAUAUUAUCCUUAUCACCACAGCAUCACCAGUUAAGUUGAAAUUAUAGCUUCAUAAGCUCAUGACGAAGAAGAGCGGAGAAAAACAUUAGGAAUUUUCUUCCACCAGCAUUUCUUGAAGGACUAAGUGUUUGUAUGUGUCCAAAUGGAUUCGGACCUUAAACUUGGGCACACAUGAGUGAGUCACGUUCAGUUUCAGUGUCAUCUCCAUCCACAUCUCCUUACCCUAAAUACAUAUCAUAAAAGAUCAACUGAGACUGUCAGAGCUACAGAGACAAUGUUGGGAUCAAACGUGUUUCAACAGAUCAACCAGUGGAGUGAACACUCUUGAACUCUUUGCUUUUAAAAAUGUGCCAUAACUUUGUUUCAGAAUAAAUGUUUUAAGUGUCUUGUGUGCAGUCCUCAUAAUAGGCAAUAUCCUGUAUUCUUAAUCAUAUUUAUUAAAAACGAUAGAUUACCAAGAAAAAGCAAUGACAAUCUGUAAAGAAACAACGAUUUUUAGUUGUAUCAUGUUUCCUUGAGCUUCCCAAGUGAUACUGAUUUUAAACAAAAAUGUAUUCUAUUAAUCAGUAUUUAUUGAUUUUAAUUCAUUGAAAUUAAAAUUGUACAUUUUAGAAACUUUGAGAUCCUUUUAAUGUCACAUGCAGCUGGCUUUCACUUUAUCUUAGUAAAGGAGGGGGGAAAGAAGACCAUGCAUUAUUGUUCAAUUACUUGUAUUUGCAGUAUUAAUUCAAGAAACAUUUAAUAUUAAAUGAUGACCAUGCAGUUACUGUAAACUCAGGUUCCAAAUAGGCUUACUUAGCCUUAAUGAAUUCUGUGGGUGUCUUGUUUUCAUCAAACAAAUAUAAAAGAACACUGGAAUAAAAAUGUAUUGAUUGAAUGCAUGUUGGAAAAAAUGAUUUAAUAAAAUCUUGAAAAAAGUGAAAUCAGAUUUUACUCAGAAAUCAGUAUGAUUGUGAGAGUUCCUUGUUCUAAUAGUGUUUUAGAACAAAAUUACAUACAAGGUUCAUUUAUUCUGGGGAUUUGUAUCUUUUGUUUGUUCCA